Molecule: messenger RNA, 771 nt
Organism: Cooperia oncophora
Lineage: Eukaryota; Metazoa; Nematoda; Chromadorea; Rhabditida; Trichostrongylidae
Source: the annotation of a GenBank genome assembly
UUGUGCGCAGAUCUCUGGGAUUUAGCGGUCAAAGAAAACACAGAAACCUGCUGGACUUCUUACAAACAGUUUACUCGAAAGCUGGAUAAGGCCCUUGCGAAAUACUAUGCAAGCGUUGAGAAUAAAAUAAUCGCUUCAAAGGUUCCCUCCAAACUCUAUAAUUAUAUAAAUUCACGAUUAAAAGCUAGGAACAAGUUACCUGCGCUGGUAGUUGAUGAGUCCCACCUCGCGAUCAGUGAUAAAGAUAAAGCUGAGCUAUUGGCCGAGAAGUUUCAACUAGCAUUUUCAAACCAUUGCGAACAAUCCAUGGGAGACCUCACGCCACUUUGUCCUGCCAUGGAACAAACAGUUUGGUUUCAUCGGGAGGAGAUAUAUGAAGUUCUUUCUGCUUGGCCCACCUCUCCUUCUAUUACCCCUGACUUCAUCCCUUUUAAGUUCAUCAAAAUGGUACUGAACCAUCUACUCUAUCCCCUUGAGCAUCUCUUCAAUUUGUCUUAUUUGAGGGCAGAGGUACCAGAACGUUGGAAGCACUCUUUAGUAACGCCGGCUUUUGACCGUGUUCCUAUUCCACUUCUUAUAAGUAAGUUGCGGUACGUUGGCCUGCACCCCAGAGCUAUAAAUUGGAUAAGUUGCUUUUUGCAAAACCGUACGUACCAAGUCCGCAUUGGCGAUGCGUUAUCCAAUAUUUUUUUUCGGCUAGCAGUGGUGUUCCGCAAGUGGCGUCUUAUCUUCCAUCUGUUGUUUCUAUAUACUGUUGUGACUACCCUAUAG